Molecule: messenger RNA, 2875 nt
Organism: Boleophthalmus pectinirostris (great blue-spotted mudskipper)
Lineage: Eukaryota; Metazoa; Chordata; Actinopteri; Gobiiformes; Gobiidae
Gene: zgpat
Product: zinc finger, CCCH-type with G patch domain
Exons: 6
Coding region: 195-1817 (540 amino acids)
Biological process (GO): negative regulation of DNA-templated transcription; regulation of transcription by RNA polymerase II
Cellular component (GO): nucleus
Molecular function (GO): metal ion binding; RNA polymerase II cis-regulatory region sequence-specific DNA binding; DNA-binding transcription factor activity, RNA polymerase II-specific
Source: RefSeq, a predicted model, not a curated record
CAUAGACUUUUCUUUUACCCGGUUAAUGUUAUGAUUUGCUUGCUCUCUGGAUUUUGCAAAAGAUUAUCUUAUUAUCUAAUUUAUUCACAUUCAUAUUGUGGCUUAUAUUUCUAUUUCACAUCCGGAUCUCUUUAAUAAGGUGUCCCAUGUCUUGACCACGUCCUCCCCUGUCCUGUCCACCUGCAAAGUCCAGUAUGGAUGAGGAGUCCCUGGAGGCUGCUAUUGCCACCUACACUGGACAGCUGCAGCAGGUAGAAGCAGCGCUCCAGGCUGGUUUGGACCCCUCACAGCAAUCUGAUCUACUCAAACUAAAAGAGGACUUGAGUCAACUUAUAGAGCUCACAGAAUCCAGCCUUGUGUCGGUCAAAAAGAGCAAUCUGUUGGCCAGUUUAGAGGACAGUGAUACACCACAACCAAAGACACAAGCUGAUGGGAGCACAUCCAAUGGGGAUUUUGAUUCUGAGUUUGCUGCUUUUUAUUCAGAAGUAGGAGAGACUUCAAGUAGUAAUAAUAUUGGUGAUAAUAGCGAAGGAGGAGGUGAAGAGGAAGAUGAUGAGGAAGAUGAAGAGGAAGAAGAUCUGAGUGGUACAAAAGUAAGAGCUCCAUACAGGACGAGCUGGGGCACUCUGGAGUAUCACAAUGCAAUGGUUGUGGGAGCAGAGCCGCCUGAAGGAGAGGAGCCCUGUGUCAGAGUAUUCUAUGUUUACCCCACACAGAAGUCCAUGAAGCCCUGCCCAUUUUAUCUAGAUGAUAAGUGCCGAUUCCCAGACAAUUGCAGGUUUUCCCAUGGACAGGUAGUUCUGGUGUCAGAGCUCAGGGACUUUGUGGAGAGUAACCUGAGUAAACUUGAAGAAGGCUCAUCUUGUUUGGCUCGGCAUGAAGAUGGCAUUUGGUACCCGGCCAAAAUCACAGACAUCGAUAAUGGCUUCUACACUGUGAAGUUUGAUUCUCUGCUGCUGAAAGAUGCUGUGGUUGAGGCAGAUGGUCUUAUUCCCCCGAUGAGAGAGGAUGACCUCAUGACCUCUGAAUCUGAGGAUGAAGAUGAGGAUGAUGCAGCUUAUGCAAAAGGUUUGCCUCUUUUUGCCUCUUCUCUGAAUUUUAAACUCAUGUCAAGUACACAGAAUUUUAAUCCACUGUUUUCUCUGGCAGUUCUGGAUUCUGCUGCAGACUCCACAGUGUUACUAAACAGUGCUGAGUUUGGUGGCUGGGAGGCUCACACUAAAGGCAUCGGCUCCAAACUCAUGCUCAAAAUGGGAUAUGAAUAUGGAAAAGGUUUGGGUAAGACACUAGAGGGGAGAGUGGAACCUGUGAUGGCCAUGGUCCUGCCCAAAGGCAAGUCUCUGGACAUGUGUGUGGAACUGACGCAGAGACGAGGACAGAGCAGAGCAGCUAAAGAUGGCACGCUGAAGGGGAUGCCCAAGAAACGCAGGAAACCCCGGGCCAACACUGGGGGGCGCCAGACUGUCUUUGACUUCCUCAAUCACAAACUGGGAGGGAAGAAAGCCCACAGCCCUGCAGGAGUAGAGGAGCCGGUACUGAGCGGAGUGGAGGCCUACCGGGGCAACAGCAGCACCAAGAGGAGCCUGAAUGUGAGACUGUUCCAGGCCUCACAGAGAGUGGCUCAGACUGAGCGAGAGAUCAUGAAGAUCAGUGAAACCCUCAGCAAGCAAACAGGAAGGGAUACCUCCAGAGUGAAGCAGCUGGAGGAGAAGCUGACAGCAGCCCGCAGAGUCCUGGCCCAGCAGAAAGCGCAGGAGCAGUCCAUCCAGAAGGAGCACAAGAAGGCAGACACACACAAGAAAAUGACUGAGUUUUAAAGGGACACGAUGUAACUUUUUGGCUGGGGGUCCAUCACCUGCUUGUUUCUAUGGAUAUCUCAAUGCUCUGCCCGGAAUAUUCCACAGUAUGACAUUAAACAGCUCUACAUUACAAAAUAAUAAGUUAUAGCUGGUUUUAUAGCUCAAAAAUACCUAAAAAAAAAAAGAAAUUGCAAAUUAAUUGGGAUUCUAACUGUGAGUGGGUUUGCCUCUCCACAGAUCUGUCCUCAUGGUUCCCAUGGUCAUGGAAAUCCUGGAAAAGUCAUAGAAAUGAAAAAUGUUGAUAAGUCAUGGCAUUUUGUAAAUUCAAUGAAAGUUUUGGAAAAGUCAUGGGAUUUUAGUAUCUCUUUAACGCAACCACAGCGUACUGUUAAGUUAUCAUUAGGCAAUUAUGAUUAUUUCCGAACGUAUGAGCCUUUUGUUUAAAAUAGACGACAAUAAAUGCACUGACAGUAUUUUGAAUGUUGAAAAACUUAUGGUUUUGGUAUUGAAAACCUUAUGGUUUGGUAUUAACCAAACCAUAAGGUGAGUGGAAAGAGUUAACAUUUCACAUUUAGCCCUAAAAGUCUGAUCAGUUCUAUACAUGUAGGUGCCGUAAAGUAAUGGAAAAUUCAGUUUAGGUCAUGAAAAAGUCAUAAAAAAGUUUUUAAAUUUUGUCAGCGAAAAAAAAAGUGGGUACCCUGUGUCCUGUAACUUGAUGUGGUUUGGUCUCCAUGACAAUAGAAAUGUUUAAUACCAUACUGUGAAACAUUCCAGACAAAUAAAUUACAUCUUCAUGCAGAAAAGCUUUUGACAAACCCUCCACCAGAAAAGUUACACAAAUGCACCUUUAAGGAAUUGUUUCUGGCAUCUAAAGACUCAAACAUGAACUGAUAAAGAGUCCUCUGCCAACAUCAGUUUUUGUUAUGAAUGAUGUAUUAUGGAUUCGACAGUGGAGGUCAAAGAGAGCCUUCAUUCUUAUAUUUUCAAACACUCACCUUUAACUUGUUUUUUAAGUCUACUGUUAACAAAAUGAUAUCGCUGUGUGUUUUGUUUGUCACUUAAAUAUUUCAAAUGAG